Messenger RNA from Lasiosphaeria miniovina, 417 nucleotides. RefSeq lists its product as uncharacterized. The record is from RefSeq and is a predicted model, not a curated record. The transcript has a single exon. Lineage: Eukaryota; Fungi; Ascomycota; Sordariomycetes; Sordariales; Lasiosphaeriaceae. The annotation marks the transcript as partial.
CUCCGAAACGAGGCUGCAACUGUCCAAUUCAUCGCUUUGAAUACGACCAUACCUGUUCCACAAUACCAACUUUACAGCAAGGACGGGCUUCUCCACCUCGAGUCGAAACGAAUAACGAAUGGAGUUCUUCUGAAAGGUAUAAGUGGAGAAUUUCGAUCCGCCGCGGCCGCAGCCGUCGGCAAACAGAUAAACCCCUUUAUCCUGCCACAACUUCGUUCGCUGCGUCGAAAAUACAUUGGGAGCGUCGACCCUUCUAUUCUGGUGUUCCCGCCUCAGCGGGUGUACGACCGUAACCGACGGCCUUGGGGACGAAUAUCAUCAGCAACCGAUUGCUUUUGCCUCUGUCAUAACGAUCUCGGACCCCAAAACAUAUUUGUUUGUCCUGAUACAUUUCAAAUCGUCAGGAUAAUAGACUAG